AUGCAACUCGAUCAGAGUAAAUGGAGAUUUGGCGACUAUUUAAGUGUGACAUUUGAUGCCCAUGGUGAUGGCGGUAAUGGAUCGAUGACAAUCCGCCCAUUGGUGGUAUUCGAUCGAGAGGCAGCUAAUCCGGGUAAAAUUCUCGAAAUUCCAUUGAUUCUCACCGAUCGCGCGGAUAAAACGAAUCACGCAUCCGUACAUGUCAUCAUUGGAGACGAGAACGACAAUCCGAUGCAUGAUGGAAAGAUGACGAUCACUGUGAACUCAUAUCUUGGCAAACUGAAAAAGACCCAAAUUGGUCGAGUCUACGUGGAAGAUCUGGAUGAUUGGGAUUUGGGCGAUAAGACGUUCACAUGGAAAGAAUCGCUGCCCGGUUUCGAGUUGUCACCAAAAGGAGAGAUUACAAUGGAUGCCAAUAUGCCACCUGGUACCUAUCACAUGUCAUCAAAUGUGCACGAUAAUCGCCGGAAUGAGAACGCUGUCGGAUACGUGACUGUGAACGUGCUUCUGGUACCGGAAGUUGCGUUUGUGAACCAGGGAUCGAUGCAGUUACUACUUGGCGAAGACUCCAGUUUGCAAACGCCUGAAGAUUUCAUUCGAGUGAAUGCCAGUGGCAAGAGUAUCCAGGACGUAUUCACGCAACAAAUGAUAAAAUACAUGGGUGGCAACGUUUUUCUGAAUAACUUUCAAACUGUGAUUUCAGUUGGACUAUGCAACUUGCAAACACGUACCGUCCCUGUGUUGAACAUUCGUUUUUCUGCUCAUGGCUCUCCAUACAAAGACUCGAACCCAGCUGAACGGUUUGAUUUCGGCGAAUCGAGAUGA
Cooperia oncophora is the source of this 825-nucleotide messenger RNA. The record is from the annotation of a GenBank genome assembly. NCBI's taxonomy places the organism in Eukaryota, Metazoa, Nematoda, Chromadorea, Rhabditida, Trichostrongylidae.